UUUUUUUUUUAAAUUGUCAUUACUUUUUCUGUUAUUUUUUUAGUAGUGUUUUUAUGUUGUUUUAUACAGUUACUUAUUUUUUUUUUUUCUCAGUCAUCCCAAGGUGGUCCCACUCACAAUGGAUCUCAGUCUGAAGAUGCUCUUCGUACUUCAGAAAAUGAGGAUGAUGAAGAUUCCACUUCGGAGGAAGACGAGGAUGAUAAAUUCGACGAUGACAAAGGAGAUGAUCAUCAUGACGAUGAAACUGAUGAUGAUGAUGAUGAUCUGGGUGGAGAUGGUGUUGGUGCUGGUCAGGAUGAGGCUCACACGGGCGAUGUUCGUAACGAUGAGGGUGUUGUUGUCCCCGCGGUUGUUUCGAGGGAUGAUGAUACCGGCAAGGUCGAUGAUGCCAAGAAUUCUGACCCUGUGGAACCUAUUGCAGAGAUCAAACAGCCUGAUCAGUCUCAAGGUGGGGAGGAGAACAUUGAUGUUGAUGCAACAAUUGCAUCUGCUGUUAAAGCUGUGGAGAAUUUGGUUUGUGUUUAUGUUUUUUUUUUUUUAUAUUUGUAUUUAUUUGGUAUUCUAUUGUUGUUUUUAUGGUGUUUUUAUUGUACUGUUUGAAAUUUAAAAAUAAGUCUUUUUAUUUAUCCUUUCUCUUUUUUAGAUUGGUUCCUCAACUCAUGCCCCUGCUCCUGUUGAGACUUCUGAGAAGACUGAUCUUGAAAUGGUUGUUUUUCAAGAGACUCCUAUUUUACGUCCUCAAAAGAGGGAUCGAAAGAAAGGAGCUGUUUUGAAAUCCCCAUUCAUUGAGCUUGCUUCUGGUGCAUCUAAAUCAGGUUCAUCCUCGGUUUCUCCUGAUGAUUCUGUGUAUAAGGUCGUUAAAUAUGUGCGUGGUUUGUGCCCGUUGGACAACAAGAUUGGUGAACCUGUUGAUCCGCAAUUGGAAGCUGAGUUUGUCAAGUGGGUUGAUUCAGGUCUUAGAAAGCAUAAAUCUAACACAACAACUAAUGUGUAUUGUAAGGGUAAGGACACUAUAUUUCCGCCAUUUCGUUUUGGUGUUGAGGACAUCAGCAACAAGAUGUGGUUUCACAACCUUGCCUACCCUAAUUGUUUCCUUACCAAUUCUCACAUUGACAUCAUUUUCUAUUAUCUUCGUAAGAAAAUAAUGUACUCAGCCGAGCCGAAAAUCAAAGUCACCACAACUGAUUGCCUCUUUUGUUCUAGCAUAACAACUUUGUAUGAGAGGUUUGUUGAGAAAAACAACGAUAUAUCGGUGUUGUCUCUUUCUCACAAUGUGGCCCAGUACAUUCAAGGUGGUAAGAUAUUAUGUGCCACUCCUUGGCAUUUGGUUGAUCAUGUUGUUAUGCCUAUCAAUGUAAAAUUACAGGAUCAUUGGAUUUGUGGUCGUCUUAACAUAGUUGACAGGCGCAUAUAUCUGUACAAUUCACUGCGUUCUGGGAGGUAUAUGACUGCUGCCAAAGAGGCUUGCAAGCCUUUCUCUGUUAUUUUACCAUAUUACUUCUCUAUGUUAGACUUCAAAGGCCUUCGCAACGAAACUAAGUUUAGCACUAUGGAACCGUUCCCUAUUGUUGCUGUUGAUGGUUUACCCGAGCAGGUCACAGCGUAAGUUUUAUGUUUAGUGUUCAAUGUUUUUUCACUGGUUGUUUGUAUUUUUAUUUUUUUGUUGUUGACUUUGUUUUUUAUCAGUGUUCUCAUAGUGUCUUUUUUUGUGUUUUAUUGUUUUU
Molecule: messenger RNA, 1724 nt
Organism: Cannabis sativa
Lineage: Eukaryota; Viridiplantae; Streptophyta; Magnoliopsida; Rosales; Cannabaceae
Exons: 4
Coding region: 704-1606 (300 amino acids)
Biological process (GO): proteolysis
Molecular function (GO): cysteine-type peptidase activity
Source: RefSeq, a predicted model, not a curated record